AUGGCAAUUGAGGUCAACGGUGCAGCUUCAGCCGGUGCAAAGGGUCGGUCGGGCCGGCGAUGGCAUUCACGCGUGCUGCUGCUGAGGACGAGCGCCAUUUUGGCCUCCCUGAUCCUUGCUUGUCUUGUUGUGAGUGCUUGCCGGCAUUAGCAGCGCGGAGGGGGAGGGGGGUAGGGCUACUAGCGGGAAAGCACAAAAGGCUGCUGCACCCUCCAGCCUUCACACUUCACACUUCACACUGCCCAUCCCCACUCGUUCAGCACUGGGGGCGAAGCAUGCGAUCGUGCGGUCAACAUCAUUGUCGUCUCGAUCUUCAUCUCGCACUGACACGAUUCCCUCAUCGCCGUGUGCACGCAGGCCAUCGCUCUACCCCUGACGUUCCCAGGUCUCUUUGUGAGCGCACAGCAGACGGCACAGCUCGAGGCAUUCUUUGCGCGCAAUCAUCAUCAGCAGCAGCAGAACGGGCAGGCAAGCUUGGACGUGCCGGUGACCGCGAAUGGAUCUGCUGCGCGACUGGCCGAUGACGCAGGCCACACCAACAACUGGGCCGUGCUCGUCAGCGCCAGCAAAUUCUGGUUCAACUACAGAGUGCGUAUACCCGAGGCGGCCUUUCGGAUUCCAAUUCGAGUUGAAACUGCAGCCGAAGCCGCUAAUUAGCUGCAUCUUUCGCCUGCUCUUUCACUCAGCACAUGGCCAACACGCUGGGAAUGUAUCGCACAGUGAAGCGACUGGGCAUUCCCGAUUCCCACAUCAUUCUCAUGCUGGCGGAUGAUGCUGCUUGUAACUCGCGAAACCUCAGUCCAGGCUACGUUUGGGCCGAACCGGGCAGGAGCUUGGAUCUGUAUGGCCAGAAUGUCGAGGUGGAUUACAGAGGCUACGAAGUCACAGUCGAAGCUGUCCUCCGGCUGCUCACUGGUGAGUGUGGUUGAGACCGGGUGCCGCUCCGAUGGGCUUGCGAGCGCCGACACGAUGCCGCUGCUGACCGGCGGUCGCGCGCAUGCCACCCAGGCAGAGUGCCCCUCAACACUCCUCGGUCAAAGCGCUUGGAGUCGGAUAGCAGGUCAAAUGUCUUUUUGUACAUGACUGGCCAUGGCGGCGACGAAUUUUUGAAGUUUCAGGACUACGAAGAGAUCUCCGCUUUUGAUUUGGGUGAGAAGGGCUUGAAAUCUUGGGUGCGCAGUGCACAUUCUCGCGCUAAGACCUGCUGUGCGAUGCUUGCGACUGUAGCCGACGCAAUAGAACAAAUGUGGGAAAAGAAGCGGUAGGUUUCAGUGUACGAAGAGGAGCCGUGCAGUCCGGCUCGAGCUCACACUCCUCCGUGCCCUUCAUCUCGCUCCAUCUCGGCAGCUACCAUGAGCUCUUUUUUAUGAUCGACACCUGUCAAGCCAACACCAUGUACAGCAAGAUAUACAGUCCUAAUGUGAUCGCAACUGGAAGCAGCAAAAAGGAUCAGAAUUCGUACUCUGUGAGUCCGGACGAGCUUGCUCACAUGUCCUGCCCUGCUCUGUGCGACUCGUGCAGCUGACGCCACUUCGACAUCACGACACAGCACGGCACGGACGAGGAGCUUGCAAUCGCCAUGUCUGAUCGUUUCACGCUCGAGAUAUUGGAUUACAUGGAAAGUGUCAACAAGACGUCGAGCAGGAGCCUGCAAGACUUGGUGCGUCCCCCCGUCUUUGGACGCGCAGCGAAUCGCUGAUCCACUGACCGCAUCUUCCUCGUGCACCCGUAGUUUGACAGCUACGACCCGGAAAGAAUCCAUUCGGACCCGGGGGUGAGGCGGGAUCUGUGGGAUGAAGAGAGAAGACCAUUGAAUCAGGUCAAGAUCACCGAUUUCCUGGGCGGCGUUAGUCAAGUGGAAGUCACGCCUGCGCCAGGAAGCGAUGCGUGGGAAGAGGAGCCCCUCAUGUGA
Molecule: messenger RNA, 1912 nt
Organism: Ceraceosorus bombacis
Lineage: Eukaryota; Fungi; Basidiomycota; Exobasidiomycetes; Ceraceosorales; Ceraceosoraceae
Source: the annotation of a GenBank genome assembly